Brienomyrus brachyistius is the source of this 1228-nucleotide messenger RNA. It is a transcript of the gene isy1, whose product is annotated as ISY1 splicing factor homolog. The transcript has 11 exons. The record is from RefSeq and is a predicted model, not a curated record. Gene Ontology annotation, biological process: mRNA 3'-splice site recognition; generation of catalytic spliceosome for second transesterification step. Lineage: Eukaryota; Metazoa; Chordata; Actinopteri; Osteoglossiformes; Mormyridae. The coding region runs from base 169 to 1023 and encodes 284 amino acids. Gene Ontology annotation, cellular component: post-spliceosomal complex; post-mRNA release spliceosomal complex; Prp19 complex.
CCGUUUGCAGACCACGGCUUUACCUACCCACGUGACCAGCCAGGAUUACGUAUUGUUUCACCUUUCACCCUUCACCUCUGACAAUCUGGUGACGACUUCCGGAAAUUUUGUAAUCGUGUGUGGUGGGAGAAAACCAAGCGAGAAACGCGUGGAUAUUAAACUGCAAAUAUGGCCCGAAAUGCAGAAAAGGCCAUGACGGCCUUGGCCCGAUUUCGUCAGGCCCAGUUGGAAGAGGGGAAAGUCAAGGAAAGGAGACCUUUUCUUGCUUCGGAGUGCAACGAGUUACCCAAAGCAGAGAAAUGGAGACGACAGAUCAUCAGUGAAAUUUCUAAGAAGGUUGCACAGAUUCAAAACGCCGGCCUCGGCGAAUUUAAGAUUCGAGAUCUUAAUGACGAGAUCAACAAGCUGCUUCGAGAAAAGGGACACUGGGAGGUCCGCAUCAAGGAGCUCGGAGGCCCGGACUAUGGGAGAAUAGGACCAAGGAUGCUGGACCACGAGGGCAAGGAGGUCCCAGGAAACAGAGGGUAUAAGUAUUUUGGAGCGGCUAAAGACCUGCCCGGUGUGCGAGAACUCUUCGAGAAAGAGCCAAUACCACCCCCAAGAAAAACACGAGCAGAGCUCAUGAAGGACAUAGAUGCUGAAUACUAUGGGUACCGAGAUGAAGACGAUGGUGUUUUGGUACCUCUGGAGCAGGAGUAUGAGAAACAAGUCAUAGCAAAAGCUGUCGAAAAAUGGAAAGCAGAGAAAGAAGCCCGUCUGGAGGGAGGUGGAGGUGGGGGAAAGGAGGAUGAGGAGGAGGAGAACAUCUAUGCUGUGAGGGAAGAGAAUUCCGAUGAUGAGAUGAAGGAAAACACGGAGGGAGAGGAAGGAUCGCAGGCCUUCAUUGCCCAUGUUCCUGUACCUUCACAGAAAGAGAUUGAGGAGGCGCUGGUUAGAAGGAAGAAGAUGGAGCUGCUGCAGAAAUAUGCCAGUGAGACACUGAUGGCUCAGAGUGAGGAGGCCAAGACUCUGCUUGGGCUAUAGGGCACGGAAAGCACUGCAUCCCCAAAGACGUCAGGUCUAAGGUCCAGGCGAUGGAGCUGGACCUUGGUGGAUCGGGGCUUAUUGAUGCUAAACAUCACGCAGGUCCUCAUAAGCCGUGUUUGUGUGUCACCGAAACAAAUGUAAAUAACUGCUUUUGGAUUUUUAUAUCACUGUGUUUGUCAGUAAACUAUUUUCUACAAAGUAA